Alligator mississippiensis (American alligator) is the source of this 6970-nucleotide messenger RNA. RefSeq names its product myelin transcription factor 1 (gene MYT1). Lineage: Eukaryota; Metazoa; Chordata; Crocodylia; Alligatoridae. Gene Ontology annotation, molecular function: zinc ion binding; RNA polymerase II cis-regulatory region sequence-specific DNA binding; DNA-binding transcription factor activity, RNA polymerase II-specific. Gene Ontology annotation, biological process: regulation of transcription by RNA polymerase II. Gene Ontology annotation, cellular component: nucleus. Bases 613 to 4140 code for a protein of 1175 amino acids. The transcript is spliced from 24 exons. The record is from RefSeq and is a predicted model, not a curated record.
GACAAAGGCAGAUCAAGCUGGGUGGUUUCCCCCCCCCCAGUGUUUUUUCUUCCCUUUCACCUUGGAUUGAUACCGUGGAAAGGGCUCUCGGUGCAUGCAAACAGAUGCGGGCUCGGCUUUUUCUUGGAGGCAGGGAGGUGGUGGCUUUCGCAUCGCCCUGGAGAACCGGAGGGGAUGCGAUGGGGGUGAUGAAGACUAGGUUCAUCCUGCUGUCUCUCUCUGCGAGAUGCUAGUGGACAUGUUGUUAUGCUUCUGACUGAGCAGAGGUUGAACAAGAAGAGGAGGGUGGAAAAAAACAACACCCCAGCAUCCUAUUCAGCGGGGAAACUUUCUGAAUAUUUCUGGAGGAGGAAAAGCUGAUAUGAUGCUUGUGGAUCUGGAGAUCGGUGGAUGUGUAUCAGGAGGAAACCUGGGGUGUUUGUAGCAGAAGAAGCGGCUUAAAGAGCCAGGGGGGAAGCCGGGAUUCAGAGUUCAUUUUUUCCUGGGAUAUCUGGCAUUGCAACUUCGCUCCAAGAAAAUGAGUUCCGGGGUGAGCUGCUGAACCAAAGGUGGACCUGUGGAGACAAGAUCAGCAGUUGUGAGACAAAAAGCCUACACAGCAGACGCAUCAAGAUGAGUUUAGAAAAUGACGAUAAGAGAGCGCGCACACGGUCGAAAUCUAUCCGAGUGCCCACGGAACUCAUCGGACAGGAGGUGAGCUGCCCAACCCCAGGCUGCAAUGGCUCAGGACAUAUCCGGGGAAAGUAUGCAAGGCACAGAAGUUUACAAAGCUGCCCUCUAGCAAAGAAGAGGAAACUUCAGGAUGCCGAGGCCGAGCACUUGGUGUCCAAGAGGAAAUCCCAUCCCCUCAAACUGGCCCUCGACGAAGGCUACAAUGUCGACAGCGAUGGGAGCGAGGAGACGGAGGUGAAGGAAGAGUCUGGCACCGAUGAAUCAGAGGGGACUUUGGAGGAGGAAGAGGCAGAGACAACCGAACAGGAGGAGACCCGUAGCCCUGAGCCAGCAGAAGCAAAAAGCCCAGCAAAAUCAUCUCACUAUGGACAAAAUGCAGCUCCCAGUACAUCUGGCCCUAGCAAGGCCAACUACAGCAGCUAUCAAGAAAUAAUUGCCAACUCUCUCCUAAACCUAGGCCAAAUAGCAGAAGAAACCCUUGCAAUAGAAGGACAGCUGCCUGAACGGGACCUGCAGGUCUCCAAGCCUCCUGGGAAUGUAGUUCACCUGGUCCGCGAAGGAGCAGGAGAGGAGGUGAUGGAAGAGGAGUGUGACAAGGAGAUUAUCAUCCAGACGGAGGAUGCGGAGGAGGUCAUCGAGGUCACCAGCGAACGCAGCAGUGAGUUGUGCUCCGAGCAUCGGGACGACGGCAACUGCGAGGAGUCCUGCCCGUUGCAAAAGGCCAUGCAAGCAGAAGCAGAAGAGGAUGAUGAUGAAGAGGAGGACGACGACGACGAUGAGGAGGAAGAGGAUGAGGACGAGGAGGAUGAGGACGAGGAAGAGGAAGAGGAGGAGGAGAUGGCGCCUGAAGUGAUCUGCGAAGAAACGCCUCACACUUCUCAGGACUCCCAGAAAACCCACUGUGAAGGGCGGCUGAGCCCGAAGCCUGAGUACUCGGUCAUCGUGGAGGUCAGGUCAGACGAUGACAAAGACGACGACGCGCGCUCCCAGAAAUCAGCGGUGACCGACGAGUCUGAAAUGUAUGACAUGAUGACCAGAGGGAACCUGGGGCUGCUGGAACAGGCCAUCGCACUGAAGGCCGAGCAGGUGAAGAUCGUGAGGGAGCCCAGCCGCUUGCCAGGAGAGCACGUGAAGCACUUCCAGGUGGAUGAGAAACAAAGCAAAUCUAUGGAUGCCAUCCGAAAAAACUACUACGGCAAAGACCCCUCGAGACCUGAGAAACGAGAGAUCAAAUGUCCAACUCCGGGUUGUGAUGGCACCGGUCACGUCACAGGACUCUACCCUCACCAUCGCAGCCUGUCCGGUUGCCCACACAAAGACAGGAUCCCUCCAGAAAUCUUGGCUAUGCACGAGAAUGUGUUAAAAUGCCCAACACCAGGCUGCACAGGACAGGGUCACGUGAACAGCAAUCGCAACACACACAGAAGUUUAUCCGGUUGCCCUAUUGCCGCUGCUGAAAAAUUAGCCAAAUCUCAUGAAAAGCAACAAACGCAGUCUGGAGACCCCUCUAAAAGCAGCUCCAAUUCUGACCGGAUACUCAGGCCUAUGUGCUUUGUGAAGCAGCUGGAGAUUCCUCAGUAUGGGAGCUACCGGCCCAACAUGGUUCCAGCCACCCCUCGAGCCAACCUGGCCAAGGAGCUGGAGAAGUACUCCAAGGUCACCUUCGAUUAUGCAAGUUUUGAUGCUCAGGUUUUUGGCAAACGCAUGCUUGCCCCAAAGAUACAGACUAGCGAAACCUCACCUAAAGCCUUUAAAUCCAAAUCUUUUCCAAAGGCCUCUUCCCCCAGCCACAGCCCUUCUAGUAGUUAUGUGAAGAGCACUUCAUCUUCCUCGACAGGCUUCGACUACUCCCACGACGCCGAAGCCGCGCAUAUGGCCGCCACUGCCAUCCUAAAUCUCUCCACUCGCUGCUGGGAAAUGCCAGAAAACCUCAGUACCAAGCAGCAGGAUGCCCCCAGCAAGUCUAUGGACAUUGAGGUGGAUGAGAACGGGACUCUGGACUUGAGCAUGAACAAGCACCGCAAGCGGGAGAGCACCUUUCCCAGCAGCAGCAGCUGCAGCAGCAGUCCCAGCGUGAAGUCCCCAGAUGUGUCCCAACGCCAAAACAGCACCAGUGCCACAAGCAGCACCAUGACCUCCCCGCAGUCCAGCCAGACCUCCCGUCAGGAUGAAUGGGAUGGCCCCAUCGACUACACGAAACCAAAUCGUCAGCGAGAGGAGGAGCCGGAAGAGUCAGAGCCUGCACCCAACUCUUUCGCCUCCUCCGAAGCAGAUGAGCAAGAGGUGUCGGAGGAGAACUUUGAGGAACGGAAAUACCCUGGGGAAGUCACCUUGUCCAACUUCAAGCUUAAAUUCCUCUCCAAGGACAUCAAGAAGGAGCUGCUAACAGGGAGUGGAGGCAACAACAGCAGAGGGUAUAAAACAAGUUGUUUUGUGGGGCAUCAGAAACAGGAUUUCCAGGACCAUCAGCAUGGACAAACUAUGAGUUGCCCUACCCCAGGCUGUGAUGGCAGCGGACACAUCACGGGAAACUAUGCCUCUCACCGCAGCCUUUCUGGUUGUCCUCUUGCUGACAAGAGCCUCAGAAACCUCAUGGCUGCCCACUCUGCUGAUCUCAAGUGCCCAACUCCUGGUUGUGAUGGCUCUGGUCACAUAACAGGAAAUUAUGCAUCGCAUCGGAGCCUGUCAGGCUGCCCUCGUGCCAAGAAAAGUGGAAUCAAGAUAACCCCCACGAAAGACGACAAAGAAGACCCGGAGCUCAUGAAGUGUCCAGUUCCAGGUUGUGUCGGGCUGGGACACAUCAGCGGCAAAUAUGCUUCGCACCGCAGUGCGUCGGGAUGCCCGCUCGCAGCCCGCAGGCAGAAGGAAGGAUCUCUCAACGGUUCGUCGUUCUCCUGGAAAUCACUGAAGAACGAGGGGCCUACUUGUCCAACCCCGGGCUGCGACGGCUCGGGCCAUGCCAAUGGAAGCUUCCUCACUCACAGAAGUUUGUCAGGGUGUCCAAGAGCUACUUUUGCUGGGAAGAAAGGAAAACUCUCAGGGGAUGAAAUUCUCAACACUAAAUUCAAGACCAGCGAUGUUCUAGAGAACGAUGAAGAAAUUAAGCAGUUGAACAAGGAGAUCAGUGAACUGAACGAGUCCAACUCUGAGAUGGAAGCAGCCAUGGUGAAACUGCAGUCGCAGAUAUCCACCAUGGAGAAAAACCUCAAGAACAUAGAGGAGGAAAACAAAAUCAUCGAGGAACAAAACGAAGCCCUGUUCUUGGAGCUCUCAGGGUUGAGCCAGGCUCUCAUCCAAAGUCUUGCCAAUAUUCGCCUUCCACACAUGGAGCCAAUCAGCGAACAGAACUUUGACGCGUACGUUAAUACCCUUACUGACAUGUACACCAAUCAGGAGUGCUACCAGAACCCUGAGAACAAGGACCUGCUAGAAAGCAUUAAACAGGCUGUCAAGGGCAUCCAGGUUUAAUGCCGUGGGACAAAAUACACACACCUACACCCGCACACACAUGCAUACACACACAGACACGCACGCACGCACGCACCCACAUGCAAAGAGACUGUACGAAGAUGGAACUUUCUCUCCGAGUAUUCAGGUUUAGCAAGUUGUGCAACUUGUUUGAUGAAUGAAAAAAAAAAAAAAAAAAAAAAAGGACCAAAAUUGAACCAAGAGGCCAUUUACAAGAAGCAGAACUGAACUGAACUCAAAAGGUUAUCGUUUACUUGGACCUUCUUGCAGAAGAACGGGAUUUUUCUCCCCGUUCCAUGGGGUAGGUGAGGAUCAAAGACGAGAGGGUUAAAUUGGCUGCGGGGCAUGGUAGCUUGCGAAGAACAAGCCCUUUCCUGAGUUGCCAUGUGCUGCUGGUGAGGAAGAAGGCGCUGUUGCAGAGUUCAUCCGAGCGUUAAACCGGUUAGAGGAACGGGGCUUGUCUGAUUCGAGGCUGGCUUAAACCCUCCUGCUGUCUGUGGUCGUAUGUCCAGAUCACCUACUCGCACACAAAUUAUGUUAUAUGUUAUUAUACCUGCGAAGCCGGAGCUGCCGGCUACCUGUAAAUCUGAACCUCUGCUGGGCCUCCCACCCCUUGGUAUUCAGACACGCACUGGGUGUGGGAUCUCUUAAGUAUUAUAAAGUAGCUUAUUUUUAUUUUCUGAAAGAAAUCUGAAGAGCAGUUCUGGAUCUCCAGUGGAAAGCGCAUUGAAAAAAAAAAUAGGUUCUCAGGGAAGCUUUUGGAGUUUGCAACUACAGUAUUCCUUUGUCUGUCUUAAAUAUGAGAAUAGGUAUUAUGAAUAGACCGAUACCAGAUAUUUCAUACAGAAGAUUUCUAAAUGUGUCAUGGUCCAGUAUAUAUGAGUUUUUGGAAGUCUAUUUGCUGACAGUUCUGUUUCUUUUCGUUCUUGUGGUCAUCCUUGCAGUGGUGCAGUACUGCCAGUGGAAAGAUCAAAACGUGAACAAACAAGAAAUGAUAUUAAUUGAUGGCCAGCAAAGUGCUUAUCUACCGUGAACCGUGGCUGAUUUCUUACAGAUGUCUACGUGGCAAUGGGUUUUCCUUUUGGUUGGAUUUUGCUUUUUCUGCAUUUUUUUUCUUUCCUGCAAUGUGUCAUUCCACACACACACACACACACACACACACACACACACACACACAUGCACACACGCAUACACACACACAAAGCGUUUCCUUCCAAAGAAGUCUUUUUUAAGCAGUUCAGUACAUGAAGGCCCACUGUGCACUUAAAAGAAUUACAACGCCAUGAAUGUCUUUGCAAAAACUGAUCUCUAGCACCUCUUCCCUCCCAGUGGCCAACGUGGUAGGGCAUGGCAAUUAAGGUAAUUUUGAAAAGGUGGAGAGGAUGAAAGAGGUACUAAUCUAUCCCAGCACCAUACAGAUCUUUAGCUCAGCUCAUUCAAGCAUUGACUCUCAUUCGGACCUUUAUAUCAGCCUGGUGAUAACACUUCUGGAGGUGAUAGAGGUGAAAGCCCCUUAGAAUUCGAGUGUUGGACGCACAACCCCCCUACUUUCGAUAUCAUUUCCACUGAGGUAGGGAGGUUGGAGGGGAUUUUGCCGACCAAGAUUAAAGCGAAGAAUAUGGUCUUAUGACGAGCCCAGUCCUGCAAAUGUUAAAGGUAUGAUCCAAAGUCCAGAGAAGUCAAUGGAAAGAUGUCCAUUGAUUCCAGUGGACGUUGGAUAAAGCUUGUAAGGACAUGAGCAGUUUUACUGCUAUAGAGUAGCCCCUUUCAAGUCAAAAGGGAAGUUCAUGUGAGGAAAUGUAUUUACAGACUUAAGUGUUUGCAGGAUCAGACCCUAUGAGUUCACUUAUUUUUAGAACCCAUUCCAAGUGCAAAUUUUUUUUUUUUAAAAGAGGAAAAAGAUUAAUUUGAUGUGUUAAAAACACAAUGUUCUUAACAUGUAAAUAGAAUCCAAAUUGAUUGUGACUGCAAUUCAGUUAGUAUUUAAAAGUAGAGAAAUUGCACUUCCUGGAAGAGAAAAGGGGGGAAAAAAAAGUAGUUAGUUUAAUUAUCCUGUAAAUUAUUUAAUUUUGGCAAGAUGUAUGUAAUUUAUAUCCACAACACCUUAUGUUAACUUUUUUGCUAUUUAUUUAACUUUUUUAUUUAUUAAUUUUAUACUUAUUUUAAACUGGACACCGCACCAUGGGGGGGAAAAAAAAUAUAAAAAAGCAGCAAAAAAUAAAAAAGCAACACCUUUUGACCAUAAAGAUGAUAUUCCAAAAAAAAAAAAAAAAAAGAGGAGGAAAAAAAACCCUUAUCUACAACUCCUACUUGUAAUUUUGAUGCAACCGAGUUAUUUUUUAUAUAUUUUGUUAUUUAUUCUUUUAACAAUGGGAAUUUUUUUAAAGAUAUUUUAUAACUGAAGCGUUUUGAUAAUUUUUUGUUUGUUUUUUUGAGGGGGGGGACAAAUGGGGGAAAGAGACGUUUUUUGUUCUUUUCUUCUUUUCCUUUUUUUUUUUCACUCAUUGUUUCAGGCACUGAUAACAGGAAAUGAAAAUUCUGUAUUUAUUAUUUAUUUAAUAUUUAAGUCAAAAUGAACUGUGCUCUUGUUGUAUAUUUAUUUUGUCGUUUGUGUGUCGAUUAUGUGAUGACUGAGUACUUGUUUAUGUGAAGGAAUACUGUUCAUAUUUAAAUAAUAAAGAGUCACAUUGAAAGUUAUAGCAGGCUACAUGUUAUUCUGUGACAAAUGAAUACUGUGAUCUACUUUCCUCAGGAAAUGUAUUCUGCAGAGAGGACUUCCUUUAUGUAUCUGCAGGAUUCUUUCAUAAUAAAAACCCAGUUCUGUUUGUGA